This is a messenger RNA of Strongylocentrotus purpuratus (purple sea urchin), 603 nucleotides long. RefSeq names its product carbohydrate sulfotransferase 8-like. Gene Ontology annotation, biological process: carbohydrate biosynthetic process. NCBI's taxonomy places the organism in Eukaryota, Metazoa, Echinodermata, Echinoidea, Camarodonta, Strongylocentrotidae. Gene Ontology annotation, cellular component: membrane. The transcript has 4 exons. Gene Ontology annotation, molecular function: sulfotransferase activity. The record is from RefSeq and is a predicted model, not a curated record. Bases 1 to 603 code for a protein of 200 amino acids.
AUGUUGGCUAGAUAUGGGACUUUACUAACAGGAAUUGCACUAUCACAGCUGUCCAACGUUCACUUUCUGCAGAACUGUCCGGCAACGCAGGCUUUGCGUCGACACAACCAACGUCAUGCUUGCUCCUCCCUCGGCUUCUGUGACAAUGAAACCUACAAGCUGGACACAGUACUUACAAAUCCGAGCUACCUUCGGAAUAUAUACGUCUCCGAAAGAUACCGAACCCUCCUCUGUCUCAUUCCGAAAGCAAGCAGCAACAACUGGGUGAAAACUCUCAUGACACUAGAGGGCGCGAUUAACUCGACGAAUGAAAUGCCGCCGAAAGAGAUAUCAAAGGCAGCCAAGAAGCAUCUCAGCGUGCUAGGCCAGUAUAGCUCUGGCAAGAGGCUUGAUAUAAUACGGAAUUACACGUCGGUGAUCUUCGUGCGCAAUCCGUAUUCCCGUCUUCUGUCCGCUUUCCGUGACAGACUGGAGACCUACCCCAAUCGGAAUCCGACACAUCGUUUAGGUUUGGGAUCAGGUAUAGUGAUGGGUCUACGAUUGAAGCUAGAAAUUUGGGCUGACUUCGAUCCAUCAGAUCUCCGCGUCGGAUUUGGUCGUUAG